CCCAUCUCCGCAUUCCCUUCUCCUCACGCUUCUCAGGGGCUUGCUGGUUCCCAGUUUCGAUAUCUGGGAGGUCCUAUUUGAUGUGUUGAAGGCCUAUGGUACUUCUGUCUCUCCCUUAUACUCGCGUUGAUUCAUCUUUCUGGUUUGCUGCCUUCUGAUUUCCGUUUGCGGAGGACUAGUUUGCGGAGAACUCACAGGCAGGCCCAUCUUGCCAGGCACACUGUUAUCUUUCCCCUGGUCGGACCCGAAACACGUUACCCAGGCAGCUAUUGCCCGUUUCAUGCCCUCGAAGGAUUUAUAAUCUGUGAAAAGUCGUCCUCAUCCAGAUCGCGCUAUCACUAUUCAAAAAGGGAGACACUAUGACGCCAUCCCGUGAUAAGCAAGACCCAGCUAUCGACAAGCGGGACUUUGAUGCUCAUCGCCCGUUACUAGAUGAUGCAGAUGCUGAGGCGGAUGAGCAGCAGCGAGGACACCUACGGUCACGGGCAGGGUCAUGUUUAUCGGCCACCAACAAUGACGAUGGUCUCCUGAAUGAUGUUGUCGACGAGAUCUUAGAAAGGGAUAGAAAGAAGAUGGCCAGGGAAGUGGUGCGGGUUAGCAGUUUUGCUUGGGGAGUUAUCAGCUGUCUUGGAGCUGGUAGCAUUACCGCAUUCUCGCUAUACGGACCCCUGUUACUCACUCGCCUCCACUACACUCAACUCCGUGUCAAUGCAGUUGCGAUCGCCGCAGAAGUCUCGAUGUACCUACCUGUUCCGCUUUUUGGAUAUCUCUGCGAUCGGUACAGCCCAUCUCCGCUGGCUUUAUUCUCUGGUUUCGUGUUUGGGGCUGGCUACCUGCUGGCUGCACUGGCCUUUAAGAGUGGACCGCCUCCUGAUGCAGGUGGCGAGGGCUGGCCGUUUUGGGUGAUGAUCGUGGCUUUCAUUGCCAUUGGCGUUGCUACAAGUUGUAUGUACUUGGCUGCGGUCGCAACAUGCGCCAAGAACUUUGGCAGGGGUAAGCAUAAGGGUAUUAUGCUUGCUGUUCCUAUCGCCGGGUUUGGCCUUAGUGGCAUGUGGCAGAGCCAGGUGGGAACGUACUUCCUGUGUGACCGACUUGAGGAUGGUGCUCGUGGCGAUGUCAACGUGUACAAAUACUUCUUAUUCCUCGCGAUCCUGUUGUUCUGCAUUGGUGUGAUUGGCACCUUUGCUCUGAGGAUCGUGGAUGAGAACGAAGACAAGUACAUCGACGAGGCAGUAGAGGAGUUGGAGCGCAGUGGCCUUCUUGAAGAGAGCGAAUUCUUCCGGCCCAGGAAUGAAGUUAGGGCUGCUUAUGGAACGUUUUCGCAGGCCGACGACGGCACCGGAUCCGAUGGGGACCAAACUCUCACACUCUCAGAAGAGGAGCGAGAAGCAGCAAGACUUGAGAAGGAAAGGGAGGAGGAAGAGCGUCGGAAGAAGAACUGGCUGCUGAACUAUGAGACGAGGAUCUUCCUCCAGGACAAGUCAAUGUGGUGGCUUGCGAUUGGCUUCUUCCUGGUCACUGGACCAGGAGAGGCUUAUAUCAAUAACCUGGGCACUAUUGUCCAAUCCCUGACUCCCGUAUCAAAUAUUACAAACGCCUCGUCACCUGCAGGCCUACCAUCAACCCAUGUCAGCACCAUCGCGCUGACCUCCACCAUUGCCCGACUUCUCACCGGCUCGCUCUCCGAUCUUUUCGCCCCGCCAGCAACCCAUCUCUUCCCCGGUCCUUUAGAAAGUAGUCGCCCUGCCUCCAUCGCAUCGGCGACCAACCGCACCACCUUCACCCGCCUUGCAUUCCUCCUCCCCUCCGCCUUCCUUCUCUCCAUCGGCUACCUCCUUCUCUCCUCCCCCAUCCCCCUUCAAUACCCCGGCUUUACCCACCUCACCACGGCCCUGAUCGGUCUCGGCUACGGCAGCGCCUUCUCACUCGUUCCCAUUAUCAUCUCUGUCGUCUGGGGCGUCGAGAACUUCGCCACCAACUGGGGUAUCGUUGCAAUGGUUCCAGCCGCUGGAGCAGCCGUCUGGGGAUUAGUGUAUUCGCAAGGAUACCAGGACGCCAUGGACGACGGAAACGGCACGAAUGACGGCCAAUGUCAUGGCUGGAGGUGCUUUGGGUUCUGGGCCGUGGGAUGUACGGUAAGCGUCUGGAUAGCCAUUGGGGCUUGGUUGAUUGCGUGGAGGUAUUGGAGACGGCGAGGCGUUGUUGUUUGAUUCUUAUAGAAACUGUCUUUCCCUCGAAUAACCACGGUUUUGGGUAUAUUUGAAGCUAUGUUGGUGUUUCGCGUUAUAUUAGCCGCUCGCUGCAUUUUCUUUCUCCUUUCUUUUUUUUACGUGCCUCAUUUGGAGCGGAGCAACUUACCCCCUAGAGGGUAGUAUUGGUUUUCACAUCCGCUUAUUGAUGGUCCAUGCUGCUUAUUGCUAUUUUAGCGGGACGGGGUCUCGGGUAAUUCGUUAAACCACACCAUACCAUAUUUACACGCGUUUAUCGGGGUUACUAGAAUGUCGUUUCAUCAUCUAUCUAUCUAUACUAUAAAUGCAUUGCAGAGCAUGCAUGGCUUUGAG
Molecule: messenger RNA, 2561 nt
Organism: Aspergillus neoniger CBS 115656
Lineage: Eukaryota; Fungi; Ascomycota; Eurotiomycetes; Eurotiales; Aspergillaceae
Product: MFS transporter
Exons: 3
Coding region: 360-2210 (616 amino acids)
Biological process (GO): transmembrane transport
Cellular component (GO): membrane
Molecular function (GO): transmembrane transporter activity
Source: RefSeq, a predicted model, not a curated record